Aplysia californica (California sea hare) is the source of this 1515-nucleotide messenger RNA. RefSeq names its product mammalian ependymin-related protein 1. The record is from RefSeq and is a predicted model, not a curated record. The transcript has 6 exons. Gene Ontology annotation, cellular component: lysosome; extracellular region. Lineage: Eukaryota; Metazoa; Mollusca; Gastropoda; Aplysiida; Aplysiidae. Gene Ontology annotation, molecular function: calcium ion binding. Bases 732 to 1304 code for a protein of 190 amino acids. Gene Ontology annotation, biological process: cell-matrix adhesion.
GACAGACAGACAGACAGACAUAUACAUUGUUUUGUUGUAGAAUAGAUUUAAAUGUGUUCAUGAAACAUAGUUGACUUUCCAGCUGUGUUGUAGAAAAACAGACGAGCAGUGUUGGGUACAAAGACAAGGAUAAGACGAGACAAGACGGGAAGCAAAGGGUUACUAAACAAAAUAGAAUGUAAUACAUGUAGUAACAAGGAAAGAAACCGAUUGACCUCACAGUAAGUGAAAUUCGAAUCCAGCCAGCAAUAUUUGAAUUUUCUCUCAAAACGGAAAAAAGGCUAACUGAUUUAAAUAAAGUUGCUGCAAAAGAUGGUUUGCUCAGUUCCAUGAUUAUCAUUACUUAAUUUGCACAUGGGUGAAAUGAUAAUUGGACAGGGCCUGGUAGUCUGAGUAUUGUCAAUGAAUUAUUGAGCUUUUUCGUCUUUCCUGUUUACGUAUUACUUCUUUGAGCUCUUCUCUAAAAACGGUGCAGGUACAUCUCUAGAACCUCGCUCCAAGGUUAAAGUCAAAAGUCUGAAAGUAUUUAAUAUUAACUAUCAUAAUUGUCUCGUAAUCUCUCGUGGACUGCGAGCGCCAACUGUCUUCUUCUAUAUAGGACAUAUUAUUGCCACGACAGCCGAUGAUGAUUGAGUAACCCAGGACCAUGUAGGUCAUAUUUAUAAGGACUGCCCACUGGUCAUCUCUGAUCUUCCCGGCCGGUGCCAGCUAUCAGUUAACGUCACAGCAUAAUGUAUCUUGCCCUGUGCCUUCUUCUCGCCGUGGGCGCGCUUGCCCAGGUGCCCACCACAUGCCCUGGACCUAAGCAGUUCGAGGGCCGAUUCCAAAGGUACGACCGGGAAAGGCGGGGCCAGGUGAGAGGAGCUAUGGCUUACGACGAGACACAGAGGCGGGUGAGAGAGUUCGAGGACAUCGACAUCGCCGGCAAGAAACAAGCCUUUGACAUUCUCAGGCUGUACGACCAGAACGUCGAGUACAUCGUGGACCGAAGCACCAGGAAGUGCAACAUCACCACGCCCACCCGUCGUUUCCACCCCAUCGGAGUGCCCCCAGACGCCAAGUUCAUUGGGGAGGGAGUCAUCGGUGCUGCUGGCAUCGUUGGGGAAUCUGUGACCGUGGCAACUUUCGAGGGCACAUACGAGGAUGCGAAAUUCUUUGUCUCGGUAACAUACCCAGACUGUUUCCCAGUGACCAGUGGGUUCAAGUCCGCCAACGACACUGGGUUUACCUCUUUCUACGAUCUUCAGGCCGGCAUCUCUGACCCAGACCUCUUCUUCCCUCCCAAAGAAUGCACACUGCAUUGAUCAGUGAUUCCAGCCUUCUCUAAGAUAAUUAAUUCAUUUUUUAUUGUUUUUCUACUUUAAAGCUCCUAAGGGAACCAGUUUAUUACAAGUGUAUGCCUCACUAGUAUUGCAAUCAUUAUUCGUAAAUAACUAAAAUCACUUCUGAUUUGAUGUUAAAUUAAGAUUAAUAUGUGUGCUUGCUCUUAUAGCGAAUAAAGAGUUUUUGUUUUCA